Molecule: messenger RNA, 270 nt
Organism: Linum trigynum
Lineage: Eukaryota; Viridiplantae; Streptophyta; Magnoliopsida; Malpighiales; Linaceae
Source: the annotation of a GenBank genome assembly
AUGAGAAGAGUUGGGUCGGAUCUCCCUCAUAGCUGCUUGACGACCUCGUCAUCAGAGAACGAGGGGAAACAAGCACAGCCGGAGAAGAAUUUGCCGCCGGAGGUCUCUCUACAGACGAGGCCAGUAGUUGGCGAGGCUCCUGGCCGCCGGAUGGAAGGAUCGCUGAAGAAGAAAGGCGACAGUACCUUCCCACGCGAACCCUUGGCAGAUCACAGGUGGGCUUCAAGGAGGAGUUGGGCCGCCAAAGAAUUUGCAGGGGCCACCUUUUAA